GUGUGUCUGAGAGACAGCGAGAGAGAGAGUCAAAGGGACGGUGAGAUUUGCCGUGGAAGGCGAGUGCGGUGGUCACGCCACCCUCGCCCGCAAAAUCUAGGAUUCUGUGGGGAGCCGAAUUAGUUGUUUCUUCUCCGAAAUCAUCAAGGAUCCUCGAUCUAGGUGGAUUCCAACGAUUGCACCUCCUUGACGAGGAAUUUUUGUUGGGAUCGAGAGGUACGCUGUGAAGGCUUCUGGAUUCUUCUUUGGUGAUUCUGGGGGAUUGGGAAGGCUUGUGAGGGCUACUGCGGCAGAAAGCUUCGAGCUUUCGUGGUUUUAUAGGUGUUUUUUUUUCUUCUGGGGGGUGUUCGAGUUUGCUAGGUGGCCACGGUGGUCGUUGAUGAUGGCGAUGGUGGAUGGGGAGUAGGAAAGGCGGGGUCGGCGUGGAAGACGGUAAGCGAGCGGCGAGCGGGAUGCCGAGCUUCGUUUCCUCACCGGUGGCUCAGAACAUUGUCGCGGAGGGGAACACUAAGCAUCCAUCUAGAGUUUCUGACUUUGGCAUGCUUGAGCAAUCUGUUGGGCGCAACUUAGAAGCAGCUGCUGAUUUCAUCAGAAAUCCUGAAGUUAAUCCAAAACCUAGUGUUCAAACCAGUAUUUCUGGUCCUUCUCAUUUUGAUAAUUUUAGUAAACCUCUUGGAAUCAGUAAUAUUUCUACAUCGACAGCCAGAGUUGGAUCAUUGACGGUGCCCCUACACAAGGGGCAGCGACCUCAUCUGGUUUCACUUGCUAGUGGUCAGUUUGAAAACUGGGGUGAGACCACAAUGGCAGAUGCUAGCCCGAGGACAGACGCUUCAACAGAUGUGGAUACUGGUGACAAAAAUCACAAGCCAAAAAGAGGGCAACUUGCUGCAAUAGCAGCUUCUGAUUCUAGUGACAAGACCAAGGAGAAAACAGGGGAUCAAAAGACACUUCGUCGACUUGCACAAAAUCGUGAAGCUGCAAGAAAGAGUCGGCUAAGGAAAAAGGCAUAUGUACAACAACUAGAGGGUAGCAGGCUGAAACUUACUCACAUUGAGCAGGAGCUUCAACAUGCUCGACAGCAGGGAAUUUUUAUUUCUAGCUCAGGAGAUCAAUCCCAUGCAAUGAGUGGAAAUGAGGGGUUGGCUUUUAACAGUGAAUAUGCACGAUGGCGAGAAGAGCACAAUCGGCAGAUCAGUGAACUCAGGACUGCCGUGAAUGCACAUGCCAGUGAGAAUGACCUCCGUGCUAUUGUGGAUGGCAUCAUGGCACACUAUGAUGAGAUUUUUAAGCUCAAGGGCACUGCUGCAAAAGCAGAUGUCUUUCACAUGUUAUCAGGCAUGUGGAAGACACCUGCCGAGAGGUGUUUCCUGUGGCUAGGAGGUUUCCGCUCAUCUGAACUCCUAAAGCUUCUUAAAAGUCAGCUAGAGCCACUUACAGAGCAGCAAUUGAUGGGUCUGUGCAAUCUCCAGCAAUCCUCUCAGCAGGCCGAGGAUGCUCUCUCGCAGGGGAUGGAGGCACUGCAGCAGUCUUUGGCAGAAACAUUGGCUGGGUCUCUUAGCUCCUCGGGGUCUUCAGGCAACGUUGCGAACUACAUGGGUCAGAUGGCUAUGGCCAUGGGGAAACUUGGGACUCUCGAAAAUUUCCUUUGCCAGGCUGACAACCUGCGGCAACAGACUCUACAACAAAUGUGUCGGAUACUAACUACUCGUCAAGCUGCACGAGCACUUCUUGCCAUCAAUGACUACUUCUCACGGCUUCAUGCCCUGAGCUCUCUUUGGCUUGCUCGGCCUCGUGACUAAGGAGACAGAUAACAUUGCUUCCACAAUCUUACGGCCUACUCCGAAGGUUCCAUUGCAGAUAUUGCUAAAUCAACUGGCUACUUGGAUCUAAUUGUUACGGUUCGAUGGCGACUUUGAAUCAGGAGAUCAUGUAUAGUCAUUAUGCCAUCACCUCUCUUUUUUCUUUUGCUUUGUAAGCGUAACUUGAUAUUUCACCAUUGUGUAUUGACUGUAGUUGUAUAUCUUUAACAAAAGUAUUGUAAUGAUAGAUCUAAAUGGUUUGCUAAUGUUCUAUCCACAUUUUUAGUUCCA
This is a messenger RNA of Musa acuminata AAA Group (dessert banana), 2090 nucleotides long. Its product is annotated as transcription factor TGA2.3-like. Lineage: Eukaryota; Viridiplantae; Streptophyta; Magnoliopsida; Zingiberales; Musaceae. Gene Ontology annotation, molecular function: DNA-binding transcription factor activity; sequence-specific DNA binding. Bases 396 to 1799 code for a protein of 467 amino acids. The transcript is spliced from 11 exons. The record is from RefSeq and is a predicted model, not a curated record. Gene Ontology annotation, biological process: regulation of DNA-templated transcription; DNA-templated transcription.